Messenger RNA from Cotesia glomerata, 793 nucleotides. RefSeq lists its product as uncharacterized. The record is from RefSeq and is a predicted model, not a curated record. NCBI's taxonomy places the organism in Eukaryota, Metazoa, Arthropoda, Insecta, Hymenoptera, Braconidae. The transcript has 4 exons. The coding region runs from base 84 to 596 and encodes 170 amino acids.
AUUGAUUAAUCGAUUAAUGAGGAUAUAUAUAAAUGCCAGAUGAGUAAACACUGUAAUUACAAUUUAACAACCAAAUUAACAAGAUGAACUCUUUAAUAUUUGGAUUGUUAGUCGCCAUUUUGUCGGUUAACUCUGCAUUUUCGCAAGAAGUUCAAUUAAAAUUGAAGAAUCUAAAAACUGACAUUGCAUCAAAUCCUUAUUUUGAAAACUGGUCAGGUGAAGUCGUUAAUGACAACACUUUGUCAAUAAAAACUCCAGUGAAGAAGGACCUUCCUGAAGAUAUGAGGUUGUCAGCUGUUAUCGAAUUCGACGGAAAUGUUGUUGGAGAUUCUGAUAUGACUGUUUGCGAAGCAUUUGAUGAUGAAACAAUCGGUAAAGAUCUCCUGGCCAAAGGAGUGCCCGAUGGUAAAUUCCCCAAAAAGUGUCCUGUUAAAGCAGGAAAUGAUUUUGAAAUAAUCAAAUAUGUAAUUGAAAAAGAAAAAGUUCCUGAUAGCGCUCCGGAUGGUCCUUUCAAGGUUGAAGUGAGCAUUUACAUGCCAGACCAGGAUCCUAUUGUUAAGAUGCAGGUCGAUGGAGAAAUCAGUCAUGGUCUUUAAAUUUUUAUAAAGUUUAUAAAUUUUUAAAUCCUUGAUUUAAUUUUUUAUGGCGACCAUAUGGCGAUUAAUAUUUAAUUUUAACCACCCCACUUUUUCAGUUUAUAAAUCAGCACUAAUUUUCUGCACUAAAACUUUGAAAAUAAUUAUUUUUACUAUGUAGUAAAUAUUUUGUGUCAAUAAAAAAUUAUUAAAAUAAA